AUGUCUGCUCUCGCUGUUCCGCCUCCUUUUCGUAAAGUGGCUGGCUCUGGUGCUCUAGCCGAUACCGUGACGCCUAGUCUGCUCAAGGAUGCGCUCACCUCUUGGCUGGAGGCUUCGCAGCACCAGCAUCUCCUGCCCUUGGGGACGCUGACGCGUCUCAUGCUCGCACACAAUUUUCUGUCUGGGCUGAAGCUCUCUGCUGCCGUCGUAAAGACGGCAUUUAAGUUCUUGGUUAUUGAAAUGAACACGGCCCAAAGGCUCAACAAGGCGAACGCGGCCUUCAUGGAGUACUUGAAGCCCAUCCGCGAGCACAAGUCGGGUCAUUCGUGGGACUGGGUCUGGGUGGCGAGGUUUUUGAAGGAUGGGUUCCCGGAGGCGUUGAGGCCGGAGACGAUAAAGGUGAAGGGAUUUACCUACGGGCCACUUAGGUGGUGGGUCACGAUCGGCGGCCUGCGUGACAAGCAGAUGCCGACUCGCGCUGACAUCGUUGCGCACUACGACGAGCGCAAGCGCGUCGAGGAGAAGCGCAAGAACUACGAGGACGCUAUCGCGAACGUGCAGGACGACAACGACUCCGACUACAUCCCCAGCCCGCGUACCGAGUCGCCGCCUUUACAGCCGCGCGUGAAGCCGCGCAAGCCCACGCGCCCGGUUCCCACCGCUACUUCACCGCCGACCCACGCUCCCCCGCCCGCCCCGACUGCUGCUGCUGCUGCUGAUCCUCCGCCGGCCCCCGCUACGGCUGCACCCCCGCCGGCCCCUGCUGAACCUGCGCCUCCGGCGGCCCCGACGUUCCCGCCGCCUCCGCCGGCUGUCCGUGCGCCGAUGGAACAUUCGGCGAUCAUUAAAGACAACAGUCUGCCGGCAACAGCGGCUGAUUGGGGCCAUCCGUCAACAUGGCCGGACUAUCACCUCAAGUCUGACGAGGUUUGGCGCCCGCCCCCCAACGCCAACUCCGCGAACGUGCAGCUCAACCGGACGCGCAAGGAGAUCUUCGCGAAGGCCAAGGCGCUCAAGCCAGGCGAGUACUUGACGGAGUGCGACGUCUGGAGUAUUCCUGAGGCUCACGGCCUGGACUCCGAGAAUCCCGGCUUGAAGAUGAGGCGAUCGUGCCAGAGCUGCAUCGAGCUCGGCAUGAAAUGCAUCAACCGCGGCGUGCAGAUCUGCCUCAAGUGCUACGUCGCCAAGCGCAAGUGCUUGGACGGCCAGCUGCCGAAGGACAAGGUGUACAAGAACCACCCGAGGGUCAAGGCAAAUCCGGCAGUCCGUAGGGCAUUCAUGCUCGAUCUCGAGAAGAAGGGCUAUAUUCCGCCCGACGGCCACAAGAAGUGGUUCAACUACUUGUGGCAAAGUCACAUGCGCAAGGGCGACGCCGCCGCUCAGGGCCCUGCGCCUGCUGCUCCCGCUCCUCCGCCCGCUCCUACCACCGUCGCUGGCCCCGCGCCGGCUCAGGACGAGAAGAAGAAGAAGAAGGACUCGUCCGCAUCGUCCACGACAUCCGACUCCAGCUCCACUUCGUCGUCGUCGUCGAGCUCGUCGUCUGACUCCGACGAUGACGACUCUGAGAAGCGCAAGAAGGCCAAGAAGGCCAAGAAGGCCAAGAAGGCCAAGAAGGCGAAGAAGGCGAAGGCGAAGGCCCUGCAUGAAGAGGAGGAGGCUGGGGCGGGAGGGGACGUGGAGAUGGAGGAGAUUACGUUUGGUGAGGAGGAGAGCUUGGAGGAUCCGGACGCGCUUGCAGACGACGAAGAAGACAUGGACGCCGACUUCGAUUUCCCCCCCGCAACGCCUCCGCCGGUACCUCCGCCGGCCCCUCCGUCUGCGCCUCCGCCAGCUGCCCCGACGGACCUGCAGCCCGCCGUCUCCCCCGAGGUUGGGUCGAAGCGCCGUCGCGACACGGCCCGUAGCGAAGGUGGCGACGCAGGGCCUCAGCAGAGUCCUGAGCAGCGCCCCGCAAAGAAGACGCGCCCGGACAAUACGCUCGAGGGCCAGCACCCGGCUGCUGCGAAGGGCAAGGAGCCGGCUGGCGCGGGCGCGCGCAAAGGCCCGAUCUUUGUUCAUCCGCCGCCGAGCACGCCCCAGAAGCAGCAGGAGCGCCCCCCCGUCGAGCGCGCCGCGCCAGGAGAGUUUCAAGAGUAUCCUCCGCGUCCCCCGGCCAUCCCGUCCGUCCACCCGAUCUCGCAACCCGACGCGACGUUGAGCGAGCUUCGCUACAACGACCUCAAGAGCAAGAUCGAGCUCGACGGCAAGGCCAACGCGAACGGCGUUCGCGAGUACAUCGCGAAGGUGUACGACACGAACACCGUGCGCCCCCGCCACACCGAGGUUAUCAACGGGCUCAAUUCGUUGCAAGGCGCGCUCAACGGCAUACGCGAUCAAUCCCGCCUCACGGCCGUCGAGACACGCCUCACCAACCUCGAGGUGGAGCUGACGAAGCAGGGCAACGAGCGCAAGGCCAAGCUCGACAACAUCGAGCGCCUCUUGAGCGACGUCCUCGCUGGCAAGCAGGCUGAUCGACGAGACCUGGCGUCGCGCGGGGUUCAGACUGGGCCGCUCGAAGCGGAUGGGGACGUCGACAUGGGCCCGACAGCCCAGCAGGCCGCAGAGGCCGUACAUAAGGCUCUCUCUGAGGGCCGUCAGCCUCCUGUGGACACAGCGACUGAACGGCAGGCGUCAAACAAGAACAAAUCUACUGAGGGAGGGCGCGCGGAGAGCGCACCUCCGCCGGGUUCCCCGUCUCACGCAACUCCGCCGCCUCCUCCGCCGCACACGCCUCCGCCGCCGCCACCGCGCCGAACACCUCCGCCGCCACCACCGCGCCAGAUACCUCCGCCGCCCCCUCCGCGCCUGUCGCCGCCGGGCCGUCCGGCGCAGGGCCCGUCGCCGCUGCCUCCAUCCGCCCCCGCCGCUGCCACGCAGGCUUCAGUCGCACAAGUCGCCGUCGCGCCCCCCGACAGCUUGAAUGCUAGGCGAUCUCCUCCCCCGCUGGCGUCCAUUGCGACACCAGGCGCGACCGCAUCUCAGCCUGCAUCUCAGGCCAGCUCACCACGAUCCCCGGCAUUGGAACCGUCAUCGCUGUCCGCUGCGUCAAGUGACAGCGACGAGAAUGACGUACCCGAGCCCGAGGGCGGGAAGAACUGGCCAGCAGGGAAGCGCGCUGGCGUAGCUAACGAGGGGGGCAGUGAUGAGGAUACGGACGCGAUUGGUAGUCCCGAUCCGGAGUUGGCCAAGUCCACGCGCAAGGCCCGCUUGGACAGCGACGACGACAGGGAGGAGGAAGGCAUACUCCCCGCUCCACCGCAUCCUCCCGCUCCUCCCCAACGCCCAGAACCGGACGUUGUGCCGUCCUCACAGGCUGGGGAGACCGACGGUCCGCCGGCUGGUAAGGCCGUCGUCGACGCGGAUGGCGAUGUUGCAAUGGCGGAGAAGCCGGCGGACCCUCCCGCUACCGCGACAGGGCCGACGCAGGACUGGGCGAAGAUCGCGGCGGAUGCUGAGGCUCAGAAGAAGGCGUUGGAAGAGGAGGAGGCGCGAGAGGCAGCUGCGCGUGCGGGAGGGACGCCAAAGGCGACGGGUGGGCGCAAGCCCAGCAAGCGGAACACGAAGCCCGCCACCGCUGCUUCGGCACCAACAGCUUCUCCGGCCGCCCAGACUGGCAAGGCUACACGCUCAAAGGGUCAGGCGCCUGAUCCAGGAGAGCUCCCGCCCACUCGCAAGCCCCGUGCCCCCAAGUUGUAA
This is a messenger RNA of Peniophora sp. CBMAI 1063, 3735 nucleotides long. NCBI's taxonomy places the organism in Eukaryota, Fungi, Basidiomycota, Agaricomycetes, Russulales, Peniophoraceae. The record is from the annotation of a GenBank genome assembly.